AUGCAGAUGGAUCUAUCGAGCGAUACAAGGCAAGACGUGUGGCAAAAAGCUAAUUUGGAUUGGCCACUACACCAGUUUGAUGUAAAGAAUGCUUUUCUACAUGGUGAACUCACGGAGAAGGUGUACUUGGACAUUCCUCCUGGAUAUAAUACUACUCAAACUUUAACAGUUUGCAGGUUACGAAAAGCAUUGUAUGGAUUGAAACAAUCACCACGUGCAUGGUUUGGACGGUUCACCAUGGCAAUGAAGAACAAUGGUUUCAAACAGUGCAACUCAGAUCAUACUCUAUUCUUGAAACAUCGGAAAAGGAAGGAAAUAUCACAGCUACAAGACUAUUUGGCUAUUGAGUUUGAGAUGAAUGAUCUAGGUGGACUCAAGUAUUUCUUGGGAAUUGAGGUGGCUCGAUCGCAGCAAGGCAUAUUUCUCUCUCAAAUGAAAUAUGUCUUGGACUUGUUGACAGACACAGGGAUGCUAGAUUGCAAACUUGCGGACACUCCUAUUGUUCAGAAUCAUCAUAUUGGAGAAUAUCCGGAUCAAGUUCCAACUAACAAAGAAAGAUACCAAAGGUUAGUGGAAAGAUUGAUCUAUUUGUCACAUACUCGACCAGACAUUGCUUAUGCGGUGAGCGUUGUCAGUCAAUUUAUGCACUCUCCAAGUGAAGACCACAUGAAUGCAGUUCUUCGGAUACUUAGAUAUUUGAAGUCUGCACCUGGAAAAUGA
Messenger RNA from Prunus armeniaca (apricot), 720 nucleotides. Lineage: Eukaryota; Viridiplantae; Streptophyta; Magnoliopsida; Rosales; Rosaceae. The record is from the annotation of a GenBank genome assembly.